AUGCAAUACGACGUGCGUCAUUCUGGUGACAGCUCUCGGCCAACCUCAAGCCAACAUGCCGAUGAGGCUGCGGAAAUACGGGCCACCAGACGACGGCAUAUCCUACAGGAACUUGUUGAGACUGAGUCAGAUUAUGUACUUGGUCUGAAGGCUCUUAUAGGGAUUCUUACAAUCUUUGACACAAGGCGCGAGAUCUAUGACAACAUCCAGGAGAUCCUCGGAAUACAUGAAUUUUUUUUGACUCAGCUUCAGACGGCAUCUCCCAUGUCAGUGCCUCAGGCUCAACAGGCAGGUGUCUCUGAGCUUACAGCUCGGGGAAUCACCAAGCGUAUAGGGAGCAUUGAUCUGGGAAGUUUAAAGAAUCUUCAACAACGAUCUUUGAGGACUCGAUCACUCAAAGCAUCGGUGAAUCGGCGCCUCAUGGCACUCACUGCAGAACCAACCGAGGGACUAGAGGUUGCCCGUGAGCUUGGAAAAUUGGACGUUGCUCUCUUACGCCGUUCAAUUGCCAACUGGACAAUCUAUGAUCAGGGGAUCGAGGCGCUCUCAAAAUCGGUUGCGUCUACAGAGCGACGCAGACAAGAGGACAACAAAUCAAUGACACUAAAUGAUAUGUUAAUAAAGCCUAUCCAGCGUCUUUGCAAAUACCCCCUUGUGCUACAAGAUCUGCUUAGGUCUACCCCUGUUAGUGAUUGUCCGUCUUCCCAUGACGGAAUUCAACAAGUUUUGGACAGUAUACGGGUGCUGGUAGCACGGAUCAACCUGGUAGCUGGAAACCCGAUCAACAAAGAUCGCAUCGACAAGACAAUCACUCUACAAGGUAGGGUGGAUAUCUCGAAGUCGCACGUACUCCAGAGCAUAUAUAAAGAUUUGGGCCCAUUGGUCAUGUGUGGUGUGCUCCAUAUCACAUAUCAAACGGCGGAAACCACUCACGGGGAGUUCAUGGUCUGUGUGCUUUUUGAACGCUACCUUCUCUUCGCCAAGGGAACUGAUGACCAGCGUCGACUGGAAGCAGUGGCCUGUGUCUACCUAGACAAUCUCAAGAUUGAUUCGCUUCAAAAUGGACGAGGACUGUAUUCCUACGGAUGCAUAUUUUCAUGGAAGCUUCUGUUUGAAAAUCAAGGGGAGAACUACGAAUUCGUUCUCAGUGCAUCAUCGGCAGCGGAAGAAAAGCAAUGGAAUACCGAAAUUCUCAAAGUGUCCGCCGCUUUGGUCGAAAUGGGACAUCCCAAGGCGUGGGAGCCAAGAAAACAUUCUUUCUUGGCUAUUCGACUGUUGCCCCUGGACCAUGUUCAAUACACAGUGUCUUCUAUGGCGCGAAGGUCAUCGAUGGAUUCAACGGCAAUCUCCCGCAAGUCCCGCGCUCAACAGGUAGUCAUCAAGAAAACGCACUACCCUCGCCACACCGAGGAACCAGUCGCACAGGCUGAAGGCGAGAUUGAACGGCCCAAGACAUCUGCUGAUCACUCCGCAUUGACAUUGACUGCUCGCCGGAUUGACCGCAUUCGGCUGGAGCGACUGAUCUCGGAUGUCUACACUGAAGAUCUCCUUCCAUCGCCAGGCAUGGUUCUUGGCAGGGGUGACCUCUUUCGACGUGGUCCGCUCAUGAGACGGCUCAGCCUUCAUCCGGGGUUCACCAAACGGUCGAGCUCCGUCGGCACCUUCCAUUCAAGAAGAAGAUCAACCGAUAUCCGGUCUGACAGAGAGAACGAAGGAAUGGACAAGGAGGCAGUAGACGGCAGCGAGAUAGGGGAGAAUAAAGGGGAGGAUAAGAAUGUUGAGAGUGAGUUACCUCGAACACCCACCACUCCUCGGCGGUCCAAGACAUUCCUUUUCAGGGGCUCACCCAAAAACCCCGCUUCAUCUGUUUCAUCACCUCGCAGUGACAAGCGACGAAGCCAGGAUGGAAGUGCCGAGUCAUCCCCUUCUUCCAAGAAGUGGUCGUCUCCCCAAAAAUGGUCAUCGAAGAAUCUGUUUAGUGCCUUGGCACCCAAGAAAGUGAAAACAACCCGCUCUCACGCUGAAUGA
This is a messenger RNA of Penicillium digitatum Pd1, 2028 nucleotides long. The record is from RefSeq and is a predicted model, not a curated record. Lineage: Eukaryota; Fungi; Ascomycota; Eurotiomycetes; Eurotiales; Aspergillaceae.